ACAAGGCACCAACAAUAUUUAUGGAUUUGAUUCUAAGAGAUCCUUUGUUCCCUGUAUGAUAAAAAGGGUAGGACCUAGUGUUCUUUAACUUAUAUGAGCUAAAGUAAUCAAUCUUGUCAACUAGUUGGAAGGCAUGACCAUGUGGUUAUUGAUAUAUCAUUGUCUUUAACUGAUGCCCAACCCAAAAUGGCUCUUCACCACAAAUCAUGAGAUUUUAUGACUUUUCAUUUGCUUAUAUAAACAUGUAUUAAGAAGUUGCCACCACCACAACUCUCCAUAAUACUAUAAAAUUACUCAAAGCUUUCAGAAUCAUUACUAAUUCUUCUCUUCAUUUGCUCAUCUUAAAUAAAAGACCAUGGCUAUCCGCGUUCCUCGUAUAAUCAAGAAGUCUUCGACAUCCUUGGAUGUUCCCAAGGGCCAUUUUGCUGUUUAUGUUGGGGAAAAGCAGAGGAAGAGAUUUGUGAUACCUAUAUCAUACUUGAACCAGCCUUCAUUUCAAGACUUGCUAAGUCAAGCAGAGGAAGAAUUUGGCUUUGAUCAUCCAAUGGGUGGUGUCACAAUUCCCUGUCCAGAAGACAUCUUCAUUGGCAUCACUUCUCAGUUUAGGAUAUAAGAAUGUAGUUUACAUCAUUUUUCUCUUUUAGGUCUCAAAAAUUUUGUAUAGCAAAGCAGGAGAUCCAUAUUAUACAGUUGAUUAGUUGGAAGCUAAGUGAGGUUUAGCACCACAAAGAUUGGUGCUUUUUGACUCACAUAGACUCUAAUUCAAACAAUACAGAUAACAUAUUCGUUAAAAUUUCUUCAGUUAUUAGUUGGCCUGCGAUA
Lycium ferocissimum is the source of this 822-nucleotide messenger RNA. Its product is annotated as auxin-induced protein 15A-like. Gene Ontology annotation, biological process: response to auxin. The coding region runs from base 356 to 613 and encodes 85 amino acids. Lineage: Eukaryota; Viridiplantae; Streptophyta; Magnoliopsida; Solanales; Solanaceae. The record is from RefSeq and is a predicted model, not a curated record. The transcript has a single exon.